Molecule: messenger RNA, 612 nt
Organism: Colletotrichum abscissum
Lineage: Eukaryota; Fungi; Ascomycota; Sordariomycetes; Glomerellales; Glomerellaceae
Exons: 1
Coding region: 1-612 (203 amino acids)
Source: RefSeq, a predicted model, not a curated record
AUGCCGAAAACAAAUAAUCGUUCGGAGAACAGCAAGUUGGACAAUCCCCUGUUCUUCUACAUGCCGGACGCCGAAUGGGGGGAGUUUUGUCAAUGGUACAAAGCCGAUUUCACCGUCUCCAAGGCAGACAUCUCCGACCUUAUCGGCCACACCGUAGACGACAUGGACCCUGAUGGAAGUAUCACCUUCAACUGUGCUGAGCAAUUCAUAAUGUACUGCAAAGCCGCAAGAUUCCACGACGCCUCCACUCAAACGGGGAUUCUAGCGACCAGCAACCCAAAGGAACAAAAGAUACUGGGCAGAAACGUCACUGGGUUCACGAACGAGAGCUGGGAUCAGAUCAAGAGUCCCGUUGCUGAGAUGGGCAACAAGGCGAAAUUCGGACAGAAUACGCACCUGUGCCGGAAGCUAUUAUCCACAGGCGAUCGUUUGCUCUGCGAGGCUGCGUCAAAGGAUCGCGUUUGGGGCAUUGGAUAUACCGCUAAACAUGCCUUGUCUCACCGUCAACACUGGGGUGAGAAUCGGCUGGGUAAAGCUCUCAUGGCGACGAGAGAAUACCUAAGGAGCCAGGAGGCCCGGAGCAAGAAGCCUUGGGAGCAAUAUGAGGCAUAA